Molecule: messenger RNA, 807 nt
Organism: Peronospora farinosa
Lineage: Eukaryota; Oomycota; Peronosporomycetes; Peronosporales; Peronosporaceae
Source: the annotation of a GenBank genome assembly
AUGUCAAUGAACCGUGCAGGAAAUGUAGCUACGAAACACCAGAGAAAAUGUUGGGCAAACAUGAAAUCGGAAACAUGCCGUGAACAAUGUCGAACCAACCAAGCACGAUAUCGUCAGAAACAGCGUGAAUACGUGUCAAAGCUUGAGGCAACCGUAGCACAACUACGAGAAGAGAUUCCAAUGCUUGAGGUGCAGCGUCGACGAUUUCGGUACGAUUCACGGCAACGGGUAUGGGACGUUGUUGUCGAGUACUUUCAACUCUUUCGCCACGGAGUUGAGGGCGACGGUUUUGAGCAAGGAUUGACACAUACAAGUGACUUUUUCCGUGCAACAGAAGCUCAGCAACAGGUGAUGUUUCUGCGAUCAACCAUGGCACCGAACAUUAAGUUUGGUAAUGCAAGAGGGGUGGCGGUCUUCAUGACGUACUGGCGGCAAAUGUCCGAGUACCAUGAAGAUCUGCAUUUCAAACUAACGCAUAUGGAAAAAGUGUCGGAAAGCAUCGUCAUUGCUACGGCUAUUCUGAGUGUGACAAUCACGAAAACUACGCUCGAGUUUGUCUUUCCUCACCUCAUGAGGUCCAAUAACGUAGAGGAUUUAUCUCUGGCAGUGAGGUUGCUCGGUCACAAGGUAGACUACCCGUGCUCAGUGAUGUUUGUCUGGGAUGAAGAAACUAGUCUCGUGAUACGAAUGGAGACCGAUAUUGACAUGACAUCGCCGUUCCUUAAAAUUCUACGCAAUCUCAAGGAUACCUCCCGUGUAAUUGAAGGAGCCGUCAUGGCUCCAGCCUCCUCAUUAAAGUUAUAUUGA